Molecule: messenger RNA, 1266 nt
Organism: Fusarium coffeatum
Lineage: Eukaryota; Fungi; Ascomycota; Sordariomycetes; Hypocreales; Nectriaceae
Exons: 1
Coding region: 1-1266 (421 amino acids)
Biological process (GO): GDP-mannose biosynthetic process; carbohydrate metabolic process
Cellular component (GO): cytosol
Molecular function (GO): zinc ion binding; mannose-6-phosphate isomerase activity
Source: RefSeq, a predicted model, not a curated record
AUGUCAACAUCAGCAGCUCCCUUCUACCAGCUCCGUUGCGGCUGCAACCAAUACCCAUGGGGCAAGCAAGGCUCUAACUCUCUGUCCGCGCGACUCUGCGAAAAGACACCAGGAUGGGAUGGAGAUGGCAAGGAGGAUUUCAAGAUUGAUGAGGAUAAGCCGUACGCCGAAAUGUGGAUGGGCACCUACCCUGUCUUGCCCUCUUACGUCGCUAGCACAGGCGAGGAUCUUCAAGAUGUUCUGGACCGAUUCCCCAAGGAGCUUCUUGGAGAGAAAGUGACCUCCAAGUUCGGACAUAGCAAGUUGCCAUACCUGCCCAAGGUUCUGUCGAUCGCCAAGGCAUUGCCGUUGCAAGUUCACCCCAACAAGGAGUUUUCGAGCAAGAAGCACAAGGAGGAUCCCGAUUCGUUCACUGAUGGCAAUCACAAGCCCGAGAUUGCUCUUGCUCUGUCCGAAUUCGAAGCUUUCUGCGGAUUCAAGCCUGUUGAGGCUAUCGUGGAUGUCUUGCGCCAGAAGCCUCUGCGACACUUCCUUGUUGCUGGAGGCGCCACAGUCGCCGAUGAGAAGAUUAGCCCCGAAGGAUUGAAGCAGGUCGUCCGAACAAUUCUAACUUUGUCUGACGAAGAUAUCAAGAAGACUUUCGAGGCAAUCAGGGAGCUCCCCGACUCUGCCUUUACUGGUCUCAACUCCCACAUUCCCCAGGUUGCUAAGAAGCUCGAGGACAUGUUCCCCGAACACGACCCUGGUAACCUGGUUGCUCUUCUAUGCAUGAAUUACAUGCUCCUCCAGCCAGGCGAGGUCAUUUACAUCCCCGCGGGUGGCAUCCACGCCUACAUUCAGGGUGAUAUCAUCGAAUGCAUGGCGCGUUCUGAUAACGUUCUCAACACUGGUUUCUGCCCUAAGGCAGAGCGAGAUAACAUCGACGAGUUCUGCUCAGUGCUGAACUGGGAGUCCACAACCAAGACACAAACCACCCUUCAGCCAGAGACGUACUCCGGAAGCAAAGAGGGCAAGACCCAACUCUUCAAGCCUCCUACCAGCGAAUUCAACGUCCUUGCUACAGAUCUCCAGUCUGGUGAGCGCGAAACUUUGAGUGAAGGCGGUCCCAAGAUCAUUCUGGCGACUCGAGGCAGUGCCACAGUCAAGGCGAAUGAUAAGUCAUUUGAGCUGGGAGAGGGACAUGUUUACUUUAUUUCUCAAGGCGUGAAGCUGGAUAUUACUGCUGGCAAUGGAGGUCUGUUGCUGCAUAGUGCAGUUGCAGAAUAA